This is a messenger RNA of Brassicogethes aeneus, 5886 nucleotides long. The record is from the annotation of a GenBank genome assembly. Lineage: Eukaryota; Metazoa; Arthropoda; Insecta; Coleoptera; Nitidulidae.
GACAGCGACCAAGGCUCGUGGGAAAGCGGCCUCUCCUACGAGUGCCGCUCGCUGCUCUUCAAGGCGCUGCACAACCUGAUCGAGCGAUGCCUGCUGUCGCGCGACUUCAUCAGGCUCGGCAAGUGGUUCGUGCAGCCGAGCGACGGCCCGCGCCGCGCCGCUCACCACCCGCACCAGCAGCAGCAGCAGCAGUCGGAGUCGGCCGCGCCGAACGGCACCGGCUCCAACAACCUGUCCUUUUCGUUCGCGUUCUUCGUGCACGGCGAGAGCUCGGUGUGCGCGAGCGUCGACGUUCGGCAGCAUCCGGCCGUCCGAAGGUUGUCGAGGGGCCAUCUGCAGCAGGCCAGCGCCAGCACCUCGGGACUGAAAGUAAUCUUGGCACCAUUCGGGCUGGCCGGCACUCUUACGGGCCAGUGCUUCAAAUCGCCCGAGAUCUGCUCGCGUCUCAUCGAAGAUUGGAGCCACUUCUAUCCGCUGGACAAAACUAGCGGCCUCACGGAAAGCAGCGUGGUCGAGGUGGUCGUGGACGGCAUCAAGCUGCGCUAUCCGUCGUGCUACGUCCUCGUCACCGACCUGGACGACAACGCCAACCAAACGAUAUUGCAGACGAACAACCUCGGCCCGGCGACCAACGAGAGGGGGACCAAAAAUAACGGAACAAAUUCUCCGAUCUUAGUCCAAGCUCCGGCACCCCAGCUAGUCCAGAUCAGCAGCAAGGUGCCGCAGCCAGGGCCGUACUCGGUCUCCGUCGAGCACCAGUUCUCGAUGUCGCGAGAGCCGACGGCCGCCACUGUCUUGCCCGAGCGCGCGUGGCAGGAGUGCCUGCUGGGCGGCCCCACGGCCCACUGCGGACAGCAGCAGCAGCAGCAACAGGCCAGCCUAGGCGGCGCCGCCUGCGACGGCUCCUGGGACUUCGUGGAGCCCAGCCGCAGGACCAACUGCACCUGCUCAAAGUGUAGAAAGCAGUCGGCAGGGGCCGCUAGCAGUAGUAGGUGGCGCUCGGACGGCGGCGGCGGCAAGGGCAGCGGCCGAGCGGCGGCGGCUGGCGGAGGCGGGCGCGUUCCCUUUCACAGGCGCGCGCCGCCCUCGCAGCAGCAGCCGCCGCCCCCCUCUAUCACCGCCAACGCCCCACCACCCGGCACACCCGACAGGUGUCCGGGCUCUUACACGCCGCAAGGGGGCCCUCCGUCGUACCCUCGCACGCAGGAAUCCACCGCGAUACCUUCGGUGGGCAGCCCGCCCUCGGUUGCCCCCUCGCCCCUGCCCAACCCGAGCUCCCAGCCGGCCUCUGUCCCGCCCGGCGACCCCACCAUGCCCACCCUGUCCCCCCACCCGCCGCUCACCGCCGAGAAGACCCGCACGCCCGACGAGCCGCCCAAAAGCGUGGAGAGCCGCCUUAACAGCCCGGCCGACUGCAAGGGCGAGUCGCAGGCGAGCGGCGCCGGCGCCCCGGCACUGAAGCGGCCCAUCCUGAGCAGCAAGGAGUACGAGGCGGCGCUGGGCGAGGAGGAGGAGACGUUGGAGAUGCUCUACGACUACUCGACGCUGAUAGCGUGGCUGAAUCACCCCGUCAAGCGGUUCAAACCGGACGGGGCGGACGGCGCGCGGAGUCGCUCGGUGAAAACCGACCUUUACUCCUUGUACAGCGGCGGCGGGGCUUCCAACAACAACAACGACCUGAAAAACGUGCAAAUAAAGCAAGAAAUCAAACUGGAAAACUUGGAUAUGGAGGCCGACUCGAUGGCUUCGCUCGCGCAUCCGCACGGGGUGAAACGGCCCGGCGACCCGUACGAGUUCGAGGAGGAGGGGGGAGGCGCCAACUGCAACAUGGACGGCUUCAAGCGCGGCCAGCAGCCCGUCAAGGAGGAGCCGCCCAAGGACAAAAAAAUUAACGCGGAGAACCUGCUGACCAGCGAGGGCCUGCAGCCCUCCUACAAGGACCUCGACCAGAUUUUCGACAACUCAGACGACACCAGCAGCGACGAGGCUAUGCAGACGCAGACGCCGCCGGGGUCGACGCCUGCCAGCGUGCACGAGCACGAGAGCAAGCGGCUGUCCUCCGGUUACGGCCAGAACAUGGGCAUCGUGCGCGCCGAAGAGCUGAGCAAGAUGUUCCCGACGCCGCCCAGCCUGGAGCACAACCCGAUAGCCUCGCCGUGCGGCCAGACCGACCUGAUGAUGCCCAGCUUCGAGAGCGAGCUCGGCAUCGUCAAGAUCAAGCAGGAGAUCUACCCGAACAUGGGCAGUCCGCAGGAGGAGAACAUCGAAGAUUGGAGCUUCGUUUUCAAGGCACCUCUCAUGUGCAAGAUGGUGGGUUCGAGCAAGUACGCUCCUCUGACGAACCUGCCGAGCCAAAGCCUGCCGGCGGUCGCCCUGCCGACGCACUGCGUCUACAAGCCGUCGUGGAUGACGCAGCACAUCGAGAAAGCGGCCGCCGCCGCGCAGAACCAGCCGCCGGCUCUGCCGGCGGCCGCGCAGCAGUUAAACCCCGCGCAGCCCGCUUCUGCGCACCACUUCCCGCAGUCUCCACAUUGCGGGUUCAGGCUGCCGCCGCCGCCGUACGAGCAGCCGUCCCCCGCUACUUCCACAACCUCCUCCUACUUGAACAAGAACCUCAAUUCUGUAGAGCCAACGCCGGCUGUUUCAGCGCAGAAGACUCCCGAGGCGAGUUCAUUGGUGCUCAACAUCCUCUUGACGGACACGGCGUUCAACAUCUUCCGCGAUCACAACUUCGACAGCUGCACGCUGUGCGUGUGCAACGCGGCGGGGAAGGUGGUGGGGAACAUUCGCGGGGCGGAUGCGGGGGUUUACCUGUUGAACUCCAGCGCCGACAAGCACCACGCGGCCGCGUUGCCUAAUAGUCACAGCCCGUUCCAGCAGCAGCAGCAGCAGCACGGGCAGUACGGGGGGAUGAUGUCGCCGCAGCACCACCUGGGAGGGAUGGGGGAGGAGGAUUCCAUCAGGUGCACUUGCGGGUUUUCCGCCGUCGUUAACAGGCAGCUGGCGCACGGCAGCGGGUUGUUCUACGAGGACGAGAUGGAGAUUACAGGUAUAGCCGAAGACCCGGGCGAGAAAAAGAAACCGUCGCUGCUGACCUUCCUGAUAAACAACAACUCGAUCAAGAUGGACGCCAAUUUGGAUCGAGAGCAGCUGGACGCGAUCCCGCACAGCCUACUCGAGCUGGUGCGCGAGCAGUGCGUCAUAAUCCCGAACUCGGCCAACUCUUUGAGUCGAGCCGCGCGGUUUCUGCGCAUGAAGCGCACGCACAACUCCAACAACGGCAGCAAAGGCUUCAACGUCCUGGAGUUCAACGACGGCAACGAGGUGACGUCCAUAGCGCUGGACCAGAGCAGGAGUAGAAUCGAGGACGGGCAGCACAAGAAGUCGCACCGCGGCGGGGGCGUGCACAAGUGGCCGUUUCUGCGCGCCUCUGGCCCGCAGUGCAGCCAGGACGUGGUGCGCGUGAUGAAGGCGCUGCAGCCGCUGCUACAAGAGGCGAUACAGAAAAAAUGCCAGACUCGGUUGUGGGAGGCCCCUUCCACCGUUAAAGGGCCUCUGACGUGGCGGCAGUUCCACCGCUUGGCCGGUAGAGGGACGGAGGACCGCUGCGAGCCGCAGCCCAUACCCUCGGUCAUAGUGGGCCACGAUAAAGACUGGUUAUCUCUCUCCCCCUACGCGCUCCAACACUGGGAGACUCUCCUCCUCGAGCCGUAUUCUUACGCUAGAGACGUGGCUUACGUGGUGGUGGCGCCGGAUAAUGAGGCGAUCUUGCCGCGCGUGCGGACUUUCUUCAAGGAGCUGUCGACUGCGUACGAGAUGUGCAAGUUGGGCAGGCACAGUCCGAUAACGAGGGGGCUGCGGGACGGUAUCUUGCGGGUGGGGAAGACGGCCAAGACGAAGAUCGGGAACGAGCCGGUCGAGGAGUGGUUCACUCUCCUCGGCGAGGGCGAGACUAGCGACAUGCUGAAGCUUUACGCGCAGGUUUGCAAGCACCACCUGGCGCCGCACUUGCAGCAGGUGCCGAUGGACAAGACGCUGCUCGACCCGCCGAAGGAGAGCGACGAGAAGGCGACGGCCAGCCCGAUGCCGCCGCCCGGCACGCCCGACGGCGGCCCGGCGCAGGCGGCGGAGCGGCCGCCCGCCGCGCCCAAGGGCGAGCAGGAGGAGCAGAAGGAUCCGGGCACGCCGACCGCCGGCGGCGGGCUGCCGGAGCCGGCGCACGACGACGAGGACCGCGAGGCGCCCUCUAUCGUGGUGUACCUGGUGGAGCCGUUCACGUUCGGCAGCGACCAGCCGGAGCUGCAGCGGCUGGCGUGCCUGGCGCUGCUCAGGUGCUACCAGUCGCUGGCGGCCGCGCUGCCCGAGAACAUCAGGAACAAUAUCACGGUGCAGAUAAUUUCAUUGGAGAGCAUAGUGGAACUAAACAAAUCCAGAGACCAUAUGAAACAUAGCGACCACAUGAGGGCAUUGGCCCUCAACAUUUUCUCGCAAUGCAGACGACUUCUAGUGCACACGAACAACGUUAAAUCGCUCACCGGUUUCGGAACGGCGGCCAUGACGGACCUGUUCUUAAAGAAUAAAGACGAGAAAAAUCGCGCUCCGUUCAAGCUGUACACGCCGCCGUACAUCCUGGCGCCCAUGCGCGAAAAGGUCGAGUCGGUGGAGGCGUUCGGCAAGGGCGCCUUGGACCAGGCCGCCGUGCUCUACCUGAGCUACUGCCUCUCGGAGGACCAGAGCUGGCUGCUGGCCGUCGCGACCGACGAGCGCGGCGAAAUAUUCGAGACGAUCACGAUCAACGUCGACAUCCCGAACCGCAGCAGGCGGCGGAAGGCGUCGGCGCGCCGCGUCGGCCUCGAGAAGCUGAUGGGCUUCAUCUUGGGCGUGAUGUCGCAGAGCGUGCGCCCGUGGCGGCUGGUGGUCGGCAGGCUGGGGCGCAUCGGGCACGGCGAGCUGAAGGGCUGGAGCUGGCUGCUGAGCAAGCAGAACCUGCUCAAGGCGUCGAAGAAUCUGAAGGAGAUUUGCAACCAGUGUUCGAUCAUGUACCCGAACUCCGUGCCCUGCAUACUGAGCGCUUGUUUGGUGAGUAUGGAGCCGGACACGGCGCUUCGGCUGAUGCCGGACCAGUUCACGCCGGACGAGCGCUUCAGCCAGGUGUCCGUCAACUCGCAGCUGAGCGCGCCGCACGACGUCAGCUGCACGCACAUCCUCGUGUUCCCGACCAGCGCCACGACGCAGUCGUCGCAGGCCGCGUUCCAGGAGACGUGCGCCACCACCGAGCUGGACGCCGACCUGCUGGCCGACCUCGACAUGGAGGACAUCCCCGACGGCUUCGACGGCAUGAACGACAUCAUGGGCCAGGACAUAUUCUCGUGGAACGGGCAGAGCCCGACCGGCAGCCCGCGCAGGGAGAGCAGCGGCGUGCGCAGCCCUACUUGCGGCGUCAACAACGGCCGCCAGGGGUCGCCCUACAUGGGCGGCAUCAACUCCAAAGGCGCCGAACCCAACGAAGAGGUGGGCACGGUGCUGCAGCAGCCGCUGGCGCUGGGCUACCUGGUGUCGACGGCGCCCACCGGCCGCAUGCCCAAGUGGUUCUGGUCGUCGUGCCCGCACCUAGAGGGCAACUGCCCCGCCUUCCUCAAGAACGCGCUGCACCUGCACAGCCCCAACGUGCAGCAGAACUCCGACGACCCCUUCCAGCAGUCGGCCGUCACGUCGCACCAGCUCGACUCGCAGUACACCACCGACGUCUUGAGAUACGUUUUGGAAGGCUACAACGCGUUGUCUUGGCUAGCGCUGGACUCGAACACGAAAGACCGCCUCUCCUGCCUCCCGGUGCACAUGCAAGUGCUGGUGCAACUCUACCACACGGCGGCGGCUCUCCUGUAA